AAAUAACACUUUUGACAAUUAUGACGUCGCUGUAUCUUUAGGACCCAUGUGUUACCCGUGGUGCCUUAUCAAAAGUACUUAAAAAAUUAUAUAUACCAUCACAUUUAAAAAAUAUAUAUUAUACUUUUAAUUUUAAACAUGGGUGAAAUAAACGUUCUCAUUUACUUCCAACAGAACGAGAAACACAAAUACUUUGCGUACGUGCAAUUGACAGGACGCCACGGGACCUUCGGUAGAACGACAGCGGCAUUCAAAUUUCAAAACAAACUCGAGGGUUUUAUUGCUGUUUUGUUUUGGCAUGUUGAAUGCUUAGGCUGGCUUAGAUUUGAACUGGUUAGCUGUUACGAUAAACACCCAAAUCAUCAUCCGAAACAAAACGCGCAAUGGACGCCGACGAAAAACCUGACUCUGGCACAAAUGAGAAAAGUAUAGAAGUUCCAAAACCGCCUUCAAUUGAGGACUUCGUCGUUUUGAAGCCCAUCAGCCGCGGUGCUUUUGGCAAGGUUUACCUCGCACGGAAGAAGUGCAAUUCGCGUUUAUACGCCAUUAAGGUGAUGAAGAAAGCAGAUAUGGUUGAUAAAAAUAUGACAGGGCAGAUGAAGGCAGAGAGAGACGCAUUGGCUCUGAGCAAAAGUCCAUUCGUCGUUCACCUUUUUUACUCACUUCAAACAGCCUCCAAAAUCUACCUGGUAAUGGAAUAUCUCAUUGGUGGAGAUGUCAAAUCGCUUCUACACAUCUACGGAUAUUUUGAUCAGGAUAUGUCCCUAAAAUAUAUCUCUGAGGUUGCUCUAGCUUUAGACUACCUUCAUCGCCAUGGUAUCAUCCACAGGGACUUAAAGCCGGACAACAUGCUGAUAUCCAAUGAAGGACAUAUCAAGCUAACAGACUUUGGCCUUUCUAAAGUCAAGCUUGACAGAGAGCUUAGUCUCACGGACAUCCUCACCACUCCCUCUUUGGCAAAACCAAACAAAGAUUACUUCCGAACACCAGGACAAGUUCUCUCUUUAAUCAGCUCCCUUGGUUUUAACACCCCUGUUGGGGAGGGCAAGCGUCACUGCAGUGCAUCAGCUGUGUCCAGUCCUGUGACCUGUGGCAAAAGAAAACAGAAAAACAAUUCUCUUGGUUCUCCGAUUAUGAAGAGGAAAGAUGACACAUGCUCUCCAGGACAAAAUCCUUGGAGACUCAGACAUAACAAAAGUGCAUUCAGUCCUCACAAGCUGGCUAAAAAUCUGACACCUUCACUGCUGAAGACCAGGAGCAGGUUUGAGACCAUAAGUGUGGGGAGCACCAUAGACACAGAAGGUGGCAUCAGCCCACUGUGGGAGUGUGAGGAGAAAGAAAAUGAACAGAAAAAGAACAGUAAUACUGAAACCCCUGGGCCUAAACAGGAAAACAACACAAAACCUAAUUCUCCACAGAAGGAUAACAUCACCCCAUCAGUAAAAGACGGUCAUAAAACUGUAAAGAGAAAUUUUUCAGAUAUAGACAGGAGUCCAGACAUGUUAGAAACCCAAGCCAAGAAGAGCAACGCAGAGUACAAAAGAUGUUUUGAGAUUCCGGCGAGCCACACCGGCCUGACGGGAACAUUUUCCACCAUCCAGUUGGGCAACUUCAUGGCGUCCACUCAAGGGACGGGCUUGGAUGAAACUCGCCUUCCGAAGCGCUCCAGUCCCAUCGACGUGACAAAAACGCUUUUCUGUGAGCUGGAGGAGCCGGCGGAAGACGUCUUUGAAGAAGAAUCCAAAAACAUCUCACAGUUGAGCUUUACGUCGCCUCUCGCUCAGAGCCUAAAUCUGGACUCCGAUGGGUCCGUGCAUGAAACCUCCCUCACCAUCGACAGCAAGGCCUCUUUUAAACUAAACAAGUGCCCCGACAUAAAACAGUCACCUGAGCCUCAACAGGAUGUCAGAGACUCCAUGAUGGAAUCACUCUCACAAACGCCCUCUGCUGGUAAUGCAGCCAAAUUAGGAUUUUCUGCCCACAGAGUGGGACCUCCCUGUCCUUUCCUCAGCCCACUUCCUGAUUUCAUCCGUGCUGCACAAUCUCCCUCUGACCCCAAGCCCAGGAAUGUGGUCGUUUUCCGCAGUUAUUGCAGCUCCAUCAACCGCUCCAACAUGUCGGGGGUUUCCCGUCUGAGCAUCGGCUCCGUGGAUGCCAUGGACACGUCGUCGGCUUCAGCCUUGCAUCAUUCCCUGUGCCAUUCUGUCACGCCAGUGCAGAAAAGAGUCAAGUCCAGCAGUUCUGCCUGCCAGACACCUCAGCCAAUGUCAACGUCCCAGACUCCGUUCAGAACUCCUAAGAGUGUCAGACGAGGCCCCCUGCCUUUGGAAGGGGCCCCUAUUCUGGGCACCCCUGACUAUUUGGCCCCAGAGCUGCUCCUGGGAAAACCGCACGUUUCAGGCAUCACUCACUGUGACUUCAUGGUGGACUGGUGGGCUCUGGGUGUCUGUCUUUUCGAGUUCCUCACUGGCGUUCCGCCAUUUAACGACGAGACGCCACAGCUGGUCUUCCAGAACAUUCUCAACAGAGAUAUCCCGUGGCCCGAGGGGGAGGAGGAACUGUCGGAAGAUGCCAGAAAUGCCAUCGAAAGUCUGCUGACGAUGGACAUGACCAGACGGGCCGGUCUCAAAGAACUGAAGAACCACACCCUGUUCGAGGGCCUGGACUGGGACGACCUGCAGAACCAGCCGAUGCCGUUCAUACCUCAGCCCGAAGACGAGACGGACACGUCGUACUUUGAGGCCAGAAACCAGGCUCAGCACAUCGCAGUGUCAGGCUUCAGUUUAUAGAGGUAACACAGACACCACAGUAUCAGAGACGGAAUCUGGAACAUUUACCUUCACUGUAGUAUUUACUCAAGUUUCUUCAGCUUCUGACACCAGGCUCAUAUUUGCUUUUAAAUACCUGUGUUUGUGUGUUCAUUAAUCAUCAAAUAUUUAUGUCUGUAUAUAUGUGUAAAAGUCGCACUUUUCUGCAUCAUCAUGCUGAUAACUAGUCGUUUUUAUUGCACUGCAUUUUUUGGACUGAGUGGACGGGGCCUCAUGACAAAUAUUAACUAAUUUUAAAAAACUCUAUCCCAUAAUACACUAUAUUUAUGCCAAUAAUGAGGUUUGCGGUUUUUUAUGGCGUUAAUGCCACUGAGUGCCGUUUAAGACGGUGUCGUUGCACACUGUGUGACCGUUUUUGCUGCUUUUAUGU
Messenger RNA from Cynoglossus semilaevis (tongue sole), 3198 nucleotides. RefSeq names its product microtubule associated serine/threonine kinase-like (gene mastl). Gene Ontology annotation, cellular component: nucleus. Gene Ontology annotation, biological process: peptidyl-serine phosphorylation; intracellular signal transduction. The record is from RefSeq and is a predicted model, not a curated record. Gene Ontology annotation, molecular function: protein serine/threonine kinase activity; ATP binding. Lineage: Eukaryota; Metazoa; Chordata; Actinopteri; Pleuronectiformes; Cynoglossidae. The transcript has 13 exons. The coding region runs from base 384 to 2789 and encodes 801 amino acids.